CGGAAGAAGAAUCAGCCUCGGAAAAGGAAGAAGAAACCCGAAAUGAAAGCAGCCCCCCCGUCAGGGGGACUUCACACUUGUUGAUUGUCGUCGGUCUCCAGUACUGAGGCGCUUUUUGGACUUCUUUUCCACCGAUUUGUUGUGUCUUUCUGUGGGCUUGGACCGGCUGUUUUGGGGGUGCCUGGCUGGCUGAGUGAUCGCUGAGACUGAAAAGAUCACCCAUCCAUUUCACAGACUUCACGCUGCUGCGGACACACUCGGCAUCCAGUUCUGCCCGAUCGAUAUUUCAUCAUUUAUUCAUCCACCUUCCUUAGCAGGGAGCUUCGGGAAAGUGGCCGAGCAGGGCGCCCUGUCCUCCGCGCUGCGCCGCUGGGUGGCACCGCUGUCUCCGGGCGGAGGGUCUUUCUGAUCGCGGGGAUCGAGAGCAGCAGACGCCGUCGAAAAGGAUCGAAAAUCCAGUAUUAAUCUCUCACUGGAACAGCUGUCGUGUAUUUUGGAAGAGUGGCUGGUCGAUAAAUGUGCAGGGAGUUUGUUUUUUAACGAGCCUGUGAGGCGGGAUUCUCAGACAGCACACCGACCUCGGCGCCCUUUCCGCCGGGCAGCACCGCUGGCUCCAGCCGGUGCGAUGACCGACCCUCCACGGGGCGACACCGACGUCACAAUCGCCAUAAACUAAGCCGUGAACUGGUGGCCUGUUGUGUGUUUUAGGACCUGGAUAAUUAUCUUCCAGAGCGAGGGGGAAAGUCCAGGACACACACCGAGCACGGCGCCCUUUGCCGGGCUGCGCCGCUGUGUUUGGCCCGGUGGGAUGUCUCUCCACUACGGGUGAACUACUUCCUAGACAUCCAGCCCUUUUGGCACCAGAAGUUACCGCUGUUGAACCCCGUGUUGUCGCCCUGCUGUUGGGAAGUUUUUAUAAGAGGGGGGGCAGGAGGACAUGGCGGACUCCGGCCGGCCCAGACCGGCGGACCCUGAUGCCGCAGAGAGCCGGACAGCGAGCCCGCUGGCCGGGAAGAAGAGGGCGCAGCAGUCCCCCGGACUCCGGUCCAAGUACCAGAGCUCUGCACCGGGUCACUGCUUUAAGAAAGUCACCCUGACCAAACCUACCUUCUGCCACAGCUGCAGCGACUUCAUCUGGGGGAUCAUCGGCUUCUUGUGUGAAGUGUGUAACUUCAUGUGUCACGAAAAAUGCCUGAAGACGCUGCGGAAGGUUUGUUCCUCCAUGACUCCGUCUCUGGUCCAGGUGCCGGUGGCUCACUGCUUCGGUCCCGCCGGUCAGAAGAAACGUUUCUGCUGCGUCUGCAGGAAACAAACAGAGGGAAGCACGGCGCUGCGCUGCGAAGUGUGUGAGCUGCAUGUCCACGCUGACUGUGCCAUCUUCACCUGUGCCGACUGUCGCAGCUGCCAACUGGACGGGAUUCUGGAGCAGGAUACAUACCACCACCACUGGAGGGAGGGAAACCUGGCGUCAGCGGCAAGGUGUGAGGUUUGCCGGCGUUCGUGCGGGUCGUCUGACGUCCUGGCAGGGAUGAGGUGCGAGUGGUGCGGCAUCACGAGCCAUGCAGCAUGUUACCUCGGCAUGCCGGCAGAGUGCACUCUGGGACGUCUGCGCUGCAUGCUGCUGCAUCCGGCCUGUGUCCGCCUCGACUCCAGAAACUUCAGCAAGAUGCACUGUUACCGCAUCGCUGAGAGCUGCAGCCACGAGCUGGAUAACUCCGAUGAUGCUGAUCUCUCUGCUGCAGCAGCGCCAGCGUCCAAAGACGGUCAGCCGGCUGCCUCAGAGUCAGGUAAACAGUUUCUCAAGGUGUUUGAUGGCGACGAUGCAGUCAAGCGCGGUUUCUUCCGACUGGUCUCAAUCACAAAGAAUGAGGAAGUGGUGGAGGCGGCGCUGAGGGCCUUCUACCUCCCCGACGACCCUCAGGACUUCGAGCUGCACGAAAUCGGCGGCCCGCAGCGUCUGCACAGCGACGACAUCCUGAACCGCAACGGCAGCCCGGACAACAGGAACUCGCUGAAGGACGGAGGCGACUCGUGGCUGCUGAGGGCAAAACCCCGAGUCACUGAGGUCAUCAAGGUGUACACUGACUGGCCCAAGUCAGGCGUUGCUUUCAUUUCGGUUUCCGUCUCAGACAGCAGCACGACGUCCUCGGUCCUCGCCGAGGUUCUCAGUAAGCUGGACAGACAGGAGGAAGAUCUAUCAAAAUUCUCUCUGCUGGAGGUCUGCAUGAGCAGCAAGCAAGUGCAGAGACAGACGCUGACUCCUCAGGAAAAGCUUCGGGACAAACUGCGGGAGAUCAGGAAGGUGUCUCUGCGGCAGAUGAAUCAGACUCGGUUCUACAUCGUGGAGAACAAGAACCGGGCGGUGCGGGUGGAGCUGCUGAUUGGAGGGCUGCCCCCCCUGCUCACCACAGAAAAGUACACGCAGCUGAUCGAGGAACACCUCGCCAUCAAGAGUCACCUGGUCACCAUCAGCAAUUUCUAUCUCAAUCAAGGUGCGGUGGUGUUGCAGAUCUCGUGUUUCGCUGAAGCGGAGAGGAUCUACAUGCUGACUAAAGAUACUUCGAUCAACAACAAGACGCUCACCUCGCUGGUCAUUCCGGCGAUCACGCAGAACACGCUGGGAGCAGACGUGUGUCCUCUGCUGGUGUUUGUCAACCCGAAGAGUGGCGGUCUGAAGGGGAGAGAGCUCCUCUAUGGUUUCCGGAAGCUCCUGAACCCUCACCAGGUCUUCGACAUCAUGAACGGAAGCCCGCUGGCCGGCCUGCACACGUUCAGGGAGGUUCCCCGGUUUCGGGUGCUGGUCUGCGGGGGCGAUGGGACGGUGGGCUGGGUGCUUGGAGUGCUGGAGGCUGUAAGGCACAAACUGACCUGUCGCGAACCGCCCAUCGGCAUUGUACCACUAGGAACAGGUAACGACUUGGCUCGUAUCCUGCGGUGGGGUCCAGGUUACAGUGGUGAGGACCCUUACCACAUCCUAGUGUCGGUUUAUGAGGCUGAUGAGAUUCUGAUGGACCGCUGGACCAUCCUGCUGGACGCCCAGGAUGUCUCAGAGGAUGGCAAAGAGAACGACUUCUUGGAGCCACCCAAGAUUGUCCAGAUGAACAACUACUUUGGUCUCGGUAUCGACGCGGAGCUCAGCCUCGACUUCCACCUGGCUCGAGAGGACGAACCCGACAAAUUCACCAGCAGGUUUCAUAACAAAGGUGUGUAUGUGAAGGUAGGCCUGCAGAAGAUCAGUCACACCAGGAGUCUCCACAAAGAGCUGCAGCUUCACGUGGAUGGGCAGGAAGUCCCAUUACCCAACAUAGAGGGGCUAAUCUUCCUCAAUAUACCAAGUUGGGGUUCAGGUGCUGAUCUCUGGGGGUCAGAGGUCGACAGUCGCUAUGAGAAACCCAGCAUCGAUGACGGCCUGUUGGAGGUGGUUGGGGUCACAGGGGUCGUCCACAUGGGCCAGGUGCAGAGUGGUUUCCGUUCUGGGAUUCGCAUUGCUCAAGGGAACUACAUCAGGCUGACAUUGAGGAAACCGAUACCAGUCCAGGUGGAUGGAGAACCGUGGAUCCAGCCGCCGGGACACAUCAUCAUCUCUGCUGCUGGACCAAAGGUUCGGAUGCUGAGGAAGUCCAAGCAGAAGCAGAAGAAGUCAUCAGCUAACAUGAGGGACGGACACUCGGAUAGUCCUUCUUCCAGAGAUGGACACUGACCCGAUCACCCGAUAAUGGCCAUCCUGCCUGUUAUCUGCCUCCUGCUACUGCACAUGGGUAACCGUUUUGGUGCCAGCAGCCAGCUGUGAAUUCACUCAUGUAGUUUUGCAGCGACACUAACGGGCCGCAGACGGACCACAGACUCGUGGACGUUUACCGUCUUGCAAAGUGGGAGAAAGUCAUGGAUCACUUGGGAUUGCAUUUCAUGCCUACUGUCCAGGCGCCGACCAUUUACAGAAAUCACAGUAACCGUGGUUAAUAAUUCCACUCCUAACUUUUUUACUUAACAGUAAAUAACUCACAGCAAGAUGUCUGCAUAGACUGCAAAAUAAAUUGUGUUGAAUUUUGACCAUUUCUCAGUAUGAAUAAGCUCUGCGCUGGAAAAAAAAAUCUAAACAAGUAUUUAAAGUGUCUGUCCGGACGUGACUGUAUAUGUGCAGUAAGUAGCAGUACUCAGUGUCAGCUGAUAUAUUAUAUAAUAACUUUAGUCGUGAAAAAUAAUGUGCAGCUAUAGAAUAAUUAUGACCUCAGUGUUGUUCUGUUUGUCAUCAGAAAAUAUGAAGAAAGCGGAUGCUGAAGACAGCGACGGGCAGUUUUUUAAAAAAAAAAGCUGUUACUACAUAAUGUUUCUCGAAAGCAGUAAUUUCCUGGGAGGCCCCACUACCCUUCUUCUUCUUCUUCUUCUUCUUGAUUUCUUGUGUGAAAUCCUUUAGUAAUAUUUACACACAGUGUAGAAAUUUUACACUAUUGAGCGUAAUUAAAGUCAGAUCAGGGUGAGCUAUGCUAAGCAGGGUUAGCUGGAAAGAAGAACUGUUUAUUUUUGACGCUCACACAGAUUAGUCUUGCAGUAAAGCUUGUCUUACAUAGAAAUGUGUUUACUGGAAAAUAUAAAACAAGAGAAACUCCAAGAUAAUUUGGAAUAAUUUUAAAAAAUACCAAAGGCCACGUAAUAAUUUAGUUUCAAUCAGCAGAAGAAUAUAUAUAUAUAUAUAUAUAUAUGUAUAUAUAUAUAUGUAUAUAUAUGUACAGUAUAACAUACAAGUGCAGAUUUCUUAUAAGAACUACAGAACAUCCAGUUAGGAUAGCAUUAAAGAGACAAACAUUUUUCUGACAGGAGCCUGUUUUGAUAUUUUUGAUGUUUUAAUUUUUUACGUUUUUUAAUUUUUAUUUUACAGAAGUGUGUGAUGGCACUUGUUCAAGCCCUCAGGUUAUUUGAGAUACUGAGAAACAACCCAAACAGUGGCCAUUUAAAUCAAUUUAAUUUUGAAAAUUGUGUACCAGAUACGAAAAUUAGCCUAAUAACACUCCUGUAGCAGUUAGUAACUGUGCCAGCUUGUUAGCUAGUUUUUUUUAGUCAGUUGUGUGCAUUAAGGCACAUUGAAAGUAUGUUUACUAAACAGGAUUUUUGCUUUUGUUCAUUAAGUUAAUUUGCAGCUAAACAAAACACAAACAUCUUGAAGAUGCAAACUAAGUGAAUGGUUACUUAGCUAGCACUAAUCUUUACUUUUGGCUAGUGUAAAAGCGUGACUAAUAUUUUGUAACCUGAAAAUGAUUCAUUUGAGUCCGUUUUUAAAAUGCAGAGGUCAAAACCACUCAAUAAAAGUUAUUUUAAAUUUUUAGACAUUAGAAAAUUAACUCACUGUGUGCCAUUUUAGUUACAGUUGCCAGCAAUUAUCUAGAAGACCUGUUACAUUAAAAGAGCUUACUUCUAAGCUAGUUUUCUCAAUAGUAAAAUUAUUAGCUUAGCAGGCUAGUUAGCUACUUUAAAAAAAAGUAAGCUAUUCAAAGAUUGAAUUUGUUCAUUGUCCAUAUCAGGAACUAAAAACUGAAAUAAAACUCUGUUUUCAUUUCCUGAAAAUUGAAAAAAAUGUAGCUAGGUAAUGUAAGCUUAAAAUAUUAGCUAGGGUAACUAGCUAUAACAGAACUUUGCUAUGUGUAAUAGUAAUAUUAGGCUACUUAUUUUAUAAGUCAAAUUGAGGGUUUCAGUUAAACUAACCUAGAUACUAUAGUGUUAAGCAAGCUUAUAAAGAUAGCAUAUACAAAUGAAAUAACAAAUUCAAUUCGUCUGAAUGUUACUGAAAUAGAAAAGGUAAAAAGGUCAGUGGUAAAUGUAACCAAUGAGGUCAGGUAUAAAGUAAUUCAAAUAUUGUGUAAGAGGUGUGUUGACCUUGCACAACAAUCUAAUAAAUCGAAAUAUUUCAUUUUCAGUACCACUUUGUAGAUGAUGCUUUCGUCCGAUCUAAAUUCUGUAUUGCUGAAUUUAUCCAAAAAUCCCAACUUAAUCUAAACCAGACCUAAAACAACAGAGCCAGCAGAGUCCAACCUUAACUUUUAUCUCCCCCUUUUUGCUGAGUCCUGCUCUUUAACCAUAAAGGAAGGACUCAAAGUUGAGCUCCAUUUGGCAUUUUAAAGACUCUGAGAGAAGGGACUUAAUGAAAGGGGCACUUUGUUCAUAUUCCCAGAGUAUGAAGUAGCUCAAAACUUUGAAAUAGACUAAAGAUCCUAUGCUGAAGGUUCCAGCUCUUGAUGUAGCCUCAAAAACAUUCAAUAACUGUACUUUGCCUGUAACUUGUACACUUAAAAUCAACGUGUGCUUAAUAGAUUUAUUUUCAUGUUAUUUGGUGCUAGAAGAUAAAAUAUGUAUAGUUGUUCUGUGCUUGGUUUGAGAUUCGAGGAUGUUGUUUUUAUUUUCUAAACCUUAAAAUGAAGUUUAUGAAAUCUGACUAAUGAAGGUGAAAUACCUCUCGAUGGCUUCAUUCAACCCUUUUCUGCAGUCGCUCUUUUGGCCAGUUUCCACCAUUCUACUGUUUUACAUGUUACCCGUUUUUUCGUUUUUCUGUCUCAUGCAAAGUUUCUGCAUUUCAGUGUUGUUAGAUAUUCAUGUUAAAUAUCUCCAAAACUGAAAUACUGAAUUUCUAUUCAAGUCAGUUUUAUUUGUAUAGCACCAAAUCACAACAGCCACUGCCUCAGCUAAACAUAUGUAAAAGUGAUUGGAAAAAUUAGCAUUUGUAUGCCUGAAUUUUUUUUUUCUUUAUCAGUUAACCUGUGCAUGGCUACAAAGUACAGCCUGAAAGCUCUAUUAGCUGCCCCUUGGUAGGCCUCCUUAAAGUGGCCAAUCAAGAGGAAGUGGCUUUUUAGCUCCUCUGGAGUCUCAGAAUAAAAGUAUAGAGUUUGGAAAUAAGCAGAAUAGGUCUCCUCUGAUAACAUCACAUGUGGUUAGUAUAUAAAGAUAAAUUAGUUGUUGUAAAUGUUGAAAACCUACCAAAUUAUGAUUUAUAACUCUUUAAAUUUCACAUUUCCUGGUUUCCCAGACUCGUCGUCCACAAGUGAACCAGACAUCAGCUUGUAAUAAAAAGAAAAUGAAGGGUGGGAAGACACUUUCAUACACAGCAACAUUUAAUUUUGGUUCACCUAUUCUAGAGAAACAAACUGCAGAAGCUGGUGGACACACCAGGAGGCGCUGCAGAAAAAGGAUUAAUAAUGAACAACAGCGAGGGUUUCUGGCUUUAAACAGAGGUGCAAGUCGACCUCUGAUUGAAGUGCGUUCAGGCAGGUUGUGUUUUCCUACACUUGAUGCUGUGUGUCUACUGGCAGUAGGAUGUAGCUGUGUAACUGUACACUUAUGAAGUACUGUCAGAGUGUUUGUUACAUGAAGUACUGUAGCUUUGUUCCAUGUAGAGCUGCGUUUUUGUGCUUUUACAGCAGCGUUUGAGCUCGUCUUCACUGAUGACGAUGAGUAAAACUGCUGCAGUCACACCUUUGAAACACUGCAUACACCCACCAGUCUUAAUGUGUUACCACGUUCUUCUGGUCAGUGAGUCCUCUGUGUUAACUUUUCGUUAAAGGUGGUUGAUUCUGUUUUAGUGUCUCCACAGUGGGCAGGAAGUGUAACUUCUCUGCAAAAGAACUACACCAGAAUUCAUCCUUAAAAUGGAUUCACAGUUUGAAAGAGAUCAAAACCAGAAGACUUGUUUUCAAAAUUGAUGAUAAAUAUGUUUAAUUCUGCUGAUGGGCAGAAGAAUGUCUCGCACAUGUUUUGUUUUGAGUAAAGAGUUAUGGAAUAGCAUUGGACCAAACCACUGUGAGGCCAUGGGGGGGGGGUCUAUAGUUAUAUAGCUAUAUAGUUACAGUUACAGCGAAGCAUUGAGAACAAUGGGAGUGACUAUCUGGAUGUGACGACACUUUUGAGAAGGGCCUGGUCCCCACCGCCCCCUUCGGCCACACCCUGUCUCCUUUAAAAACAGUUCAUCGGCAUUGUUUCACCUGUUUGGUCUUAAAGAAGGUCCCAGCUGAAAGGCAUGCAGAGAUUUUGGGUCACUUUCUCACAUUUCUGGGGAAGCCUUCAUUCAUUUUUGCCACACUCGCACCGUGCCAUACGAGUCUUUCUGUUGUGUCAAACCUCGCCGCUUUGACUUUCUGCUUCUCUGCAUCCGCCGUGCCUCCGUUGUAGUGUCCAAAGUAUCAGACACCAGGCCGAGUUCGGCGUGGCCUUCGCGCCUCGACGCCCUGAGUGCGCUGAUGUUUAACGUGUGUGUUUCCUGCUGGUGCAGUGGUGUGUUCACUUCUGAGCUGAUGUGCCUCCAGUUUUCUGUUGCUGUAAUUCUCUCUGAAUAGAUGAUUUGUCUAUUUUUGCAGACAGAAGCUGUUUUUUUAAGUUUUAACUGUAAAUUAUAAAUUGCACUAAUUGUUUUACAGAUGCUCUUAGAUGUGACGUUCAGGUUAUUAUGAAUGUUGUCAUAACUAAAGCUAAUUGUCUAGCAUAUAUAUAUAUAUGUAUAUAU
Maylandia zebra (zebra mbuna) is the source of this 8482-nucleotide messenger RNA. RefSeq names its product diacylglycerol kinase theta (gene dgkq). Gene Ontology annotation, biological process: phospholipase C-activating G protein-coupled receptor signaling pathway. NCBI's taxonomy places the organism in Eukaryota, Metazoa, Chordata, Actinopteri, Cichliformes, Cichlidae. The record is from RefSeq and is a predicted model, not a curated record. Gene Ontology annotation, molecular function: ATP-dependent diacylglycerol kinase activity. Gene Ontology annotation, cellular component: membrane.